Messenger RNA from Betta splendens (Siamese fighting fish), 2187 nucleotides. RefSeq names its product phospholipase D family, member 5 (gene pld5). Bases 108 to 1544 code for a protein of 478 amino acids. Gene Ontology annotation, molecular function: catalytic activity. Lineage: Eukaryota; Metazoa; Chordata; Actinopteri; Anabantiformes; Osphronemidae. The record is from RefSeq and is a predicted model, not a curated record. The transcript has 10 exons.
UCCUGAGUGAUAAGUACAUAAGAAAAAAAGAAGACAGGAGUGACAGCGUCCGGGCGUGUUUGGUCCGAACGUCAGCGUCCCGGCAGACAGCGGCGCACGGGUCAUCAAUGGAGCUGUCAGAUGAUCCAAGGUCGAGGGGGCAGGACAAGGCUCCCGCCGUCCUCCCGCUGAGAACCAGCAGCUGCAGCCUCUCUGCCUCUACCUUCAUCCGGCGCAGCAUCAAGCUGGAGCAGACCCAGCAGAAGUGCAUCGCCGUCUUCGCGCUGCUCUGCUGCUCUGGCGUGCUGCUGGCGCUCAUCUUCUCGUCUGUGGACCUAUGGGGGGAUGACGAGGACGGCAUCACGGAGGAGAACUGCAGCAGCAAGUGCCGCGUCGUCCUGGUGGAGAACCUCCCGGACGGGCUCUCUCUCGCCCACCUCCCCGUCGCCGCCGGCUUCCACGGCCUGUUGGACCGGGCCCAGCACUCGGUGGAGGUGGUGUCGCCCGUGUGGGACCUGAACUCGUGGGACGCGGAGCCGGCGCCGGGCGCCGCCAGGCAGGGUCAGCGUUUGUUCCAGAGGCUGCUCGGCCUCGACUCUCGUGGGGUUAAACUGAAGAUUGCCAGCAGCCUGACUAACUCGGCCGAACUGAGGGCCUUGGCGGCGCACAAUGCCGAGGUCCACUUCGUUAACAUGACGGCUCUCACCAGAGGAACGCUCCGCUCCUCCUUCUGGAUCGUGGACCGGAAGCACAUCUACGUGGGGAGCGCCGACAUGUCCUGGAGGUCACUGUCCAAGAGGAAGGAGCUGGGCGUGGUGCUGUACAACUGCAGCUGCCUGGCGCUGGACCUCCACAGAGUCUUCUCCUUCUACUGGCAGCUCCACGAGAGGGACUACAUCCCCUCCAUCUGGUCGAAGAGGGUCACAGCCCUCUACGGGAGGCACGAGGGCCUGGAGCUGCAGCUCAACGCCACCGAGGCCGCCGCCUACGUGUCUACCUCUCCCGAAGCCUUCUGCCCCAAGGAUCGCACCAGAGACGUGGACGCCAUUUAUCACGUGCUCCAGAGGGCGAGGGCGUUCGCCUUCAUCUCCGUGACGGACUACCUGCCGCUGGUCAACAGGAGCUACAGAGGAGCCUCAGUCACGAGGUACUGGUCGCCCAUCGAUGAAAUGAUCCGAGAGGCCGUCGUGCUGAGAGGACUUCGGGUUCGUCUGCUGAUAAGCUUCUGGAAGAAGACUCACCCUCUCACCUUUAACUUCGUCACCUCCCUGAAGUCGCUCUGCAUGCAGCUGCACAACUGUUCACUGGAGGUGAGGUUUUUUAGUCACCGAGAGCAGAAGGACGACAUCCAACAUGGACUCAACCACAACAAGUACAUGGUGACGGACGCCGGCGUUUACAUUGGGAACCACGACUGGGUCGGGAAUGACUUCGCUCUGAACGCCGGCGUGGGCCUGGUCGUCAUGAUGAGAAACAGCCUGACGGACACAGGAGCCACCAUCGUGGAGCAGGUCAAGGCUGCCUUUGACAGAGACUGGAGGUCCCGCUACGCUAAGAGCCUGUGAGCAGGCAGCAGGCCAAACCUGCAGGGGUCCCGGAUGCCAAGGAACCAACACAGAGCCGCCCUUUACCUUUCUGAGCACAGGGUGUCUUUCUACAACCCGAUGAUGUUGCCUCAUAAGCCUGAAUGUCAUAGACCUGAUAUGAGAAUGUAGAUCCGACCUGUUACACACACGUAUAUGACCUGUCAUUAAUUUUGUGAUACUGAGUUAAUAGAGUUAGUGAAGGAAUGACUUAACUCAGCACUAGGUUAAUAAAUACAAUAACAGCAUCUAACUACACUAAGUUAUUAUUAUUGACCAUUAUAUGAGCAUGUGCUACUGCAUGAAUGCUAAAAGCAAUAGUCUACUUACUUCAGUAUUUACUGGGACAAGCAAUAUGAUGAUUAUACAAUCAAUAUAUGUCAAAUCCAUCCCAUCUCAUUAUUAUACUGUCUGAUGCUGCACUGCUUUUUUUUUAGGUUUUUAAUCUGUUAUAUUUAAGAUUUGAUCCACACAGAAUAGGAGGUUUUAAUGUUGCAUUCAAAAGCCUGAGAAUUGUAAGAAAUUACAUUUACUGGAUGAUGCAAAAAGUAGUUCUACUUAUGCAACAGCUAUUCAUUGUCUCGUUUCCAUCUCUUUAUAAAAAUAAAAAUCUUUUCUAAUGUAA